CCCCUCCCGGUUUCCUCACUCGACCGGUCAGGUCUCAUCGCGUAGUUCCGGAGGCGGAUGGCCCCGCCUCCCUGCUCUCUCAUUGGUGCGGCUUAGACUGGCUGCGCAGGCAUUGGCUGGGCGGGCGCACACCCUUCCCCCCACCCCUAGAUCUGAUGGGGGCGGUAGUGCUGACUCUGGAGGGGUGGCCGGGAGGACGCGGCGUGCGCGCAGGUUGUGGGGUUCCGGAUGACCCUAGAGGGGCGGACACUCAGGUCCAGACGAAAUACUAGGUGGGAUCUGGAAACAAACCAGGGCCAUGCCUGAGAUAGAGACCCAGACCCGGGCCUGCGUUGCGGCCCUGGAGUAAGGGUACACACACCAGGGACAGAGGGAGAACCUGUGGAUGGAGGCCCAAAUCUGGAGUCCCGGGAGGCCGAGACCCAACCCAGAAUGGAGCAUGUACAGCACUCUGUGCUGGUAUCUGAUUUGAGGGAGGUUUGAGGGCGGGGUAGAUAACCUGGGCUUUAAGAGAGCGGCCCAGGGCAGCGAGCAGACAGAAGUAGAUCCCAAGAGACAGUGUCCAUGGGGGCGUGUCCCAGGUGACGGGGUAAGAUUGCCCAGAGGUGAGCAGUUAAGUGGUUGGACCUUCUGCACAGCAGAAGGGGCUCAGCCCUGGCUCCCACCCUCUUCUCGAAGAGAAGGCGGCUGACCAGCCAGAGGCUGGACCAGAAGCUGACCACAAGCCAGGGGUCUAGAAGUGCUUGGGACAGGGCUGAAGUCAUGGCCCCACCACCAGCACUGCCACUGGCUUCCAGUACUCCAAUCCUGCACGGCGAGUUUGGUUCCUACCCAGCCCAUGGCCCCCGGUUUGCUCUCACCCUUACAGUGCAAGCCCUGCACAUACAGCGGCUGCGCCCAAAGCCAGAAGCCCGGCCCCGUAAUGGCCUAGUCCCUCUGUCAGAGGUCUCAGGCUGUGGCACUCUGCAGAGCCGCAGCCCCUCAGACACUGCAGCCUACUUCUGUGUCUACACCUACCCACGGUGCCGGCGCGGGGGCCGAUGCAGAGCUAUUCGGACCUUCCGGGCUGAUGGCGCGGCCACUUACGAGGAGAACCGUGCAGAGGCCCAGCGCUGGGCUACUGCCCUCAUGUGUCUCCUUCGAGGAGUACCUCUGUCUGGGGAGCAGGAAAUUACCCCUGAACUGCUGCCCCGGAGGCCAAGGCUGCUUAUAUUGGUUAAUCCUUUUGGGGGGCGGGGCCUGGCCUGGCAGCGCUGUAUGGACCACGUGGUGCCCAUGAUCUCCGAGGCUGGACUGUCCUUUAACCUCAUACAGACAGAACGACAGAACCAUGCCCGUGAGCUGGUCCAGGGGUUGAGCCUCAGUGAGUGGGAAGGCAUCGUCACUGUUUCUGGAGAUGGGUUGCUUUAUGAGGUGCUGAACGGGCUCCUUGAUCGUCCAGACUGGAAAGAUGCCGUUCGGAUGCCCAUUGGGGUCCUCCCCUGCGGUUCCGGCAAUGCCCUAGCUGGGGCGGUUAACCACCAUGGCGGGUUUGAGCCUGCUGUCGGUGUUGACCUGCUGCUCAACUGCUCGCUGCUUCUCUGCCGCGGUGGCAGCAAGCCUCUGGACCUGCUCUCCGUCACGCUAGCCUCAGGAUCCCGCUGUUUUUCCUUCCUGUCAGUGGCCUGGGGAUUCUUGUCAGAUGUGGACAUUCACAGCGAGCGUUUCAGGGCCCUGGGUAGUGCUCGAUUCACACUGGGUGCAGUGCUAGGCCUGGCCACAUUGCAUACCUACCGUGGACGCCUCUCCUACCUCCCCGCUACCACAGAGCCAGCUUUGCCCAUCCCAGGCCAUAGCCUGCCUCGAGCCAAGUCAGAACUAGUCUUAGCCCCAGCCCCAGCUCCAGCUGCCACCCACUCGCCCCUACAUCGUUCAGUGUCAGACCUGCCCCUGCCCCUGCCCCAACCUGCCUUGGCCUCCCCUGGCUCUCCUGAACCUCUACCUGGUCUUUCCCUCAAUGGUGGUGGUCCAGAACUGACUGGAGACUGGGGGGGAGCUGGAGACGCACCUCUGUCCCCAGACCCACUGCUUCCUUCACCCCCCAAUUCUCCCAAAACAGCUCAGCUUUCACCCAUCAGUGAAGCGCCCCCAGAAAUGCCAGCAUCCUCGGGGUCCCCGCCUCCCACCUCCAAUACUCCAAAAGUCUCCACCUGGGGCCCAUCUGACCACCUGCUCCCUCCCCUGGGCUCUCCACUGCCCCCAGACUGGGUGACAAUAGAGGGCGAGUUUGUGCUCAUGUUGGCCAUCUUGCCCAGCCACCUCGGUGCAGACCUGGUGGCCGCCCCACAUGCUCGAUUUGAUGACGGCGUGGUGCACCUGUGCUGGGUGCGCAGCGGCAUUUCACGAGCUGCACUACUGCGUAUUUUGCUGGCCAUGGAGCACGGGAACCACUUCAGCCUGGGCUGCCCGCACCUGAGCUAUGCUGCAGCACGAGCUUUCCGCCUCGAGCCACUCACGCCUCGUGGCGUGCUCACUGUGGAUGGGGAGCUAGUGGAGUACGGGCCAAUGCAGGCGCAGGUGCAUCCCAGUCUCGCCACGCUGCUCACUGGGCCUGCGGGUCAAAAGCCGUAAACUUAAAGGAGCCUGAAAAAAAAAGGUGGUGGGACCACAGUACCAUAGGAUAUGGCCUGGCUUUUAUAGGUAGAAGGGAUACCAGGAUUCACAGUAGCAGGGGUAGAUACUGGUCCUGACCCUCAAUUCCCAGAGGACCUAGCGGCUGAGGGUGGGGCCUGCCUUCUUUGCUGUCCAAUGGUGGGGCCUGGAAUGUAUGAGCUAGCAAGGCCUCAGCUCAUUGGCCAGCCAGGGUUUCUUGCCUACUCGGUGCCUCCGUUUGACGGGCCAAUCAGCCCGUAAGGGGCAGGUCCCCCCCCCCCCCAGGAUUUGCACUAAUGGUCCACCCCUUGCCGGUUGGGGUGGGAAAUUCACUUCUCAUGUUGUAUGUCUUGUGUGUCCCUGGUCUAAAAAGCAAUUGAAAAGGUCUAUGCAAUAAAAGCGUCGCUCUCUUCCUCGCCCUUCCA
This is a messenger RNA of Alexandromys fortis (reed vole), 3056 nucleotides long. It is a transcript of the gene Sphk2, whose product is annotated as sphingosine kinase 2. NCBI's taxonomy places the organism in Eukaryota, Metazoa, Chordata, Mammalia, Rodentia, Cricetidae. Gene Ontology annotation, biological process: phosphorylation; sphinganine-1-phosphate biosynthetic process; sphingosine biosynthetic process. Gene Ontology annotation, cellular component: intracellular membrane-bounded organelle; cytoplasm; membrane. The transcript is spliced from 6 exons. The coding region runs from base 763 to 2610 and encodes 615 amino acids. The record is from RefSeq and is a predicted model, not a curated record.